Molecule: messenger RNA, 1632 nt
Organism: Fonsecaea pedrosoi CBS 271.37
Lineage: Eukaryota; Fungi; Ascomycota; Eurotiomycetes; Chaetothyriales; Herpotrichiellaceae
Product: cystathionine beta-synthase
Exons: 2
Coding region: 1-1632 (543 amino acids)
Cellular component (GO): cytoplasm
Molecular function (GO): cystathionine beta-synthase activity; cysteine synthase activity
Source: RefSeq, a predicted model, not a curated record
AUGGCCUCAGUCACCGGCGACCGGCUGCUCGCCCAAGGCACGCACGAGUCCGCGCUCGAACUCAUCGGGCAGACGCCCCUCGUACGCCUGAACAAGAUCCCGCAGUCUCUCAGCAUCGAAGCCACCGUCUAUGCCAAAUGCGAAUAUUUCAACGCCGGAGGAAGCGUCAAGGACAGGAUCGCCCUGCGCAUGAUUGAAGAGGCCGAGAAGUCGGGCAGAAUAAAACCGGGGGACACGCUCAUCGAGCCUACCAGUGGCAACACUGGCAUCGGACUCGCCCUCGUCGCCGCCCUCAAGGGCUACAAGACCAUCAUCACCCUCCCGGAAAAGAUGUCUGCUGAGAAAGUCGCCGUCCUCAAAGCCCUCAACGCAACCAUCAUCCGCACCCCCACACAAGCCGCCUUUGACAGCCCUGAAUCACACAUCGGAGUCGCCAAACGGUUGGAGAAGGAGAUACCCAAUGCUCAUAUCUUGGACCAAUACGGGAACCCCGACAAUCCGCUGGCGCAUGAGCUGGGAACGGCGGAAGAGGUCUGGCAGCAGACAAAUGGUACUAUAACGUGCAUCGUCGCUGGGGCCGGCACAGGUGGCACAAUCACAGGUCUCGCCCGCGGUCUACACAAGCACAACAAAUCAAUAAAGGUCGUCGCUGCAGAUCCCCAGGGCUCGAUCCUCGCUCUCCCGUCGUCCCUCAACGAAGAAUACGCCAACCAACCUUACAAAGUCGAGGGGAUCGGCUAUGACUUCAUCCCGGACGUCCUCGACCAGAGUGUCGUGGACAAAUGGUACAAGACGGACGACAGAGAUUCCUUCCACUAUGCACGCCGUCUCAUUUCCGAAGAAGGGUUGCUGGUCGGAGGGAGCUCUGGGUCUGCUAUCGCAGCCACGAUCCAAGCCGCAAGAGAUCUCAAGCUUGGGAAGGACGAUGUGAUCGUGACAAUCCUCCCAGAUAGCAUCCGCUCGUACUUGAGCAAAUUCGUCGACGACGACUGGCUCGCCGCCAACAACCUCUUACCUCCAACACCACCGCCUGAACCAUCAUCACCCCAACUAUCGAGAACCCAGAGCAUCAAGCAAGACGACACAUUCCACGGCGCUCGCGUACGCCACCUGCGCCUCAAACCCGUCCAGACGGUCACUUCGGACAGUCCCUGCUCCAGCGCCAUCGAAGUCAUGCGCGAAAAGGGCUUCGACCAACUCCCUGUCCUUGCUCCCAAGGGAUCCAGGAGACUAGUCGGCCUCGUCACCUUGGGCAACCUGCUGUCACGGAUAAGCCACGGGCGGGCCACGGGACAGAGCCCCGUGAGCGACGUCAUGUUCGACUUCUCCAAAAUCAGCGAGGUCACCGUCGACCACACGGAUUUCUCCGAGCUGAUGAACACCUCCGCGGACGAGGACUCGGAGCCGCAGAAGCCGUCGGCCGCGAAACCCAAGGGCAAAGGCAAGCGGAAGCACUUUGUCGAGAUCACCGUGGACACGCCCCUGAGCGCGUUGAACAGAUUCUUCGAGUGGCAGAGUGCGGCCAUCGUCACCGAGCGCGAGUCAAGCGACAAGGGCGGCACUCUCAAGCCGGUGGCGGUGGUCACCAAGGUAGAUCUGCUUACUUGGAUGUUGAGCGAGCACAAGCCGUAA